AGCGCACCACGCCAGCCCUGCGAUUGGGCUGUAGUCUUUCAACUCCAAACCACUACCAUCAUACAUCGAAACUUUCUUGGGAUCUUUUGCUUCGAUCGACGCGCUAGAAAACAUCUGAUCGAACCCAUUAAUUCAACUCUCACCAUGGCCUCCGUGCAAACCCCUAACAAAGCCACUCUCUCCGCUUCAAAAGUCACUGAACUUAAGGCGCUCUGUUCCCAAAAUAGCUUGCCAGUCUCAGGUAACAAGGGGGAACUGAUCAAUCGACUAUUGCUCCAUUUCGAGUCCGUCCAGAACUCCUCAACCCCUCAAGCUACACCAAGCAAGGAUUUAACACUGUCAUCCAACCCAGCCGCCGCUCCCACCCAUUCAGAAGCCCCAGCUCCAUCCAAGCCUGCGCCCGCCACCAAACCUGCUGGACCCACAACGAUCGCAAAGCCAGUGGAGCCGGCCCAAACUGUCACACCCACUACCAACAACGCGCCGGCGCAGAAUCCUGAUCAGACUCACGAGAGCUCGACUGCAGACCUCUCAAAGGAGGAGACGAUCAUCGACUCUGAACUUGAGAAACGAAAACUACGCGCCCAAAGGUUCGGAUUAGAGGAGCCCAAUUCGACGACGACCACAACCACAAUAACCAACACGCCGACGGCCCCGGAUGAUCUCAAGAAAUCGAUCCGCGCCAAACGCUUCGGGAUCACCGCUCAUCAACACAACGUCGCCCUGGACCAGCCCCUUGCCGAUGGCAAGGAGGCCGCUAAGAUCGUCGUCAAAACUCCUGCCGAGCUCGAAUGGGAAGCUCGCAAACGUAAACGCGCAGAGAAAUUCGGCCUCGUCGAUAACCCUACUCCCUCCUCUCUUAACGAUGCUCGCUUGCAUCGGAAAAAUCAAAAGUUUAACAAUCAUCGCUCCAGGUAUUGAUCCUUUUAUUUAUAUAUAUAUAUAUAUAUAUCUGAAUAUGUAUGUACGUAAUAUUAGAUGUCGUACAUACCGA
This is a messenger RNA of Puccinia graminis f. sp. tritici CRL 75-36-700-3, 994 nucleotides long. RefSeq lists its product as uncharacterized. The transcript is spliced from 2 exons. Gene Ontology annotation, cellular component: nucleus. The record is from RefSeq and is a predicted model, not a curated record. Bases 145 to 921 code for a protein of 258 amino acids. Gene Ontology annotation, biological process: poly(A)+ mRNA export from nucleus. NCBI's taxonomy places the organism in Eukaryota, Fungi, Basidiomycota, Pucciniomycetes, Pucciniales, Pucciniaceae.